Molecule: messenger RNA, 1407 nt
Organism: Eufriesea mexicana
Lineage: Eukaryota; Metazoa; Arthropoda; Insecta; Hymenoptera; Apidae
Product: protein RRNAD1
Exons: 5
Coding region: 1-1407 (468 amino acids)
Source: RefSeq, a predicted model, not a curated record
AUGGCAUGUAUAAGUGAACAUAUAGAUCAUUUAUAUUUUUUGGAUGCAUUAAAUUUGUUUGCUGAAACACAGUGGCUUUAUAAUACUCCAGUUACUGAUUUACUGACUGCAGGAUUAUUUGACUUAUUCCCAAGAGAAUGGUUGAAUGCUUUGGAAAUUUUAAAGAAUGAAGAACUUAAUGAUCUUGUUGCAAAAAAAAUGACAAAACCAGAAUGGUCAGAAACUUUAAAAUUUUUUGUUGAGAGAUGUAAAUAUAUUGAUAGAUUACCAAUUCUAAACACUGUGUUACCAAUAAUAUUACCAAAAAAUUUUAAAAUAGGCGUUAAUUGUAAAAAACAACAUGAAAUAAUGCAUUUGGCACAUAUGGUACAUAUGCAGUGUACAUCACAAAAAAUUAAAAUUAUUGUUGAUCUUGGUGCAGGUUUAGGAUAUGUUUGUCAAUUACUGUAUUAUUUAUACGGAUAUCAAGUUCUUGGAUUAGAAAAAAACCAAGCAAAUGUAAAUAAUGCUCGAAAUAGACAAGUGAAAAUGUAUCCUGAUUCAUUAGCACAUGUUAAAUAUAAUUGUUGUGAUUUAACAUGUAAUUCUGUUGAGACAAUAGAAACUAUUUUAUAUAAUGAAUUCAAAGAAAAGUCAGAUGUUUGUUUGAUUGGUUUACAUGCUUGUGGAGAUCUUAGUAUACAUGCAUUGAAAAUAUUUCGAGAUAUGAAAGCAGCACGUAUUUUUAUCAUGGUUCCAUGUUGUUAUCAUAAGCUUUCAAUAUCAAAAAGUAUAAAAAUAAAUGCUUCAAUCGAAAAACAAUAUUUUAAUAACUUUCCUUUAUCAAAUUGUCUUAGAACUGUAAUUAAUAAUAACAAUUUUGAUGUUAGCUCCUUUCUGAGGCAACCCUUUUUACGAUUAGCAUGUCAAGAACCAACAGACAGAUGGUACAAUAUGUCUACAGAAACUCAUGAUCAACAUUCUUUUUAUGUUCUUGCAAGGGCUGUCCUUCAGUUAUAUGCAACUAAAAAUGGAUUUUCUCUUAAAAAACGUACUCGGAAAGGAAUAAGAAAAUCACAAUGUUUAGAUUUUAAAACUUAUGCAAAGAAUUCAUUAAAUAGAUAUAUUUUACAACCACAAAAUGAGGAAAAAUUAAAAAAGCAGGAUUUACAAUUUAAUCUUAAUACACAUGAAAAAAAUAUAAUAGAACUAUGGAAAAUUCACUGUGAUAAACUAAAACUUGUAGAAAUAUAUAGUGGUUUACAACUAAUGUUACAAGCACCAGCGGAAUCACUUAUUUUACAAGAUCGAUUGUGUUGGUUGGAAGAACAAGGUUUAGGAGCAAAAAUUAUACCAGUAAUGAAUAAACGUUUAUCCCCACGAGCAUAUGCAAUUGUAUCAAAAAAGAUAAUAAAUUUUGUAAAUUAA